CUGACAGUCAGUCUAAUCAGCCUGGCUUAUUGGAAACACCUGUGAGGGCAUGAGGCACCUUUAAUGGAACAUGAUUGGCUGUGAAGGCCUAAAGAGGUGAGAGCCUUAACGCUUCAAUGGCGUGGACCAGGUCAUGGUCGCAUCCAGACCUAAAGCCAGAAAAGAAUUGCAUACCCCACAACUGCAGGACUCACACUACUUCGUCUUCAAGUAUCCUUCAGCUCCAGUGUCCACGUUUCCUGCCCCUCCUCGUCAUGCUUGCUGCCUUUGCUGACAUGGUCACUGCUGGUCCCCCUCAGCUAGCUCGCCCCCCUCUCCUGUCUGGACAGCCUUUUAUCAUCUUUUGGGGCAUCCCUGACUCUUCCUGCUCUGGUCGGCCAGAUCUCAGAACUUUUGGAAUAGAACGCGAGGGCCGUGUGGCCAUCUUUUAUGAGGACACUCUUGGAAAUUACCCGUACUUUAAAGACAAAGAUACACCUAUUAAUGGAGGGCUACCACAGAACACCCGACUUGACAGCCACAUCCAAAAGACUCAGCAGGACUUGGACGCAGCCUUACCUGCCCCAAGGUACCUUGGGCUGGGGGUGCUGCGCUGGUCAGAGUGGAUGCCCCAGUGGUUCAGGAACAGAGAGAAACAGACCAUACAUCUGGCGGCAUCGAGAAAACUGCUGAAAGCCUUCUUUCCUAACUGGACCCCAGAGGAGGUGGAGAAGUGGUCAAAGGUGGACUUCGAGGCAGCAGCCCAGUCAGUAAUGAUAGAAACUCUACGCGAGGUCAGAAGAUUAAGGCCCAAAGCAUUAUGGGGCGUCUCCCCUUACCCCAGCUGCUACAACGGCGAUCCUGCCCAAACCACGUUAGCCAACUACACCGGCCAGUGCCCUGCUGCAGAGACGGCCCUCAACAACGAGCUGCUGUGGCUAUGGAAACGAUGCUCUGCCCUCUUCCCUCUCCUCACCCUGGAGAAGAUACAGGGUGGUACCCGUGGAGGCAGGCUGUAUCUGUCCAGUCAAAUCAGAGAGGCCCUGCGAGUGUCAUCUUUGACUAGGACUGCUUUUGAUCUUCCUGUUUUUCCGCUGGUCAAAAGUGUGUAUGCUUCAACAAACACUUUCCUGUCACAGGCAGACCUGGUGAGCACCAUAGGGGAGAGUGCUGCCAUGGGAACAGCAGGAGUUGUCAUCUGGGAGAGAAGUGAGACUAAGACAGAGAGAGAGUGCCAGGACCUGGCAGAGUUUGUCCAGAAGGUCCUGGGACCGUACUCCCAGAAUGUAACCACGGCAACUGCGCUCUGCUCGGCCUCUCUGUGUCAGGGCAAGGGCCGAUGUGUCCGUCAGAAUCCUGGAAGCUCUGCUUUCCUCCACCUCCCACCUCCAGUGGAAGUGGUGGAGAAAGUGACAGAAAAGGCUGAUGCAGCUAAAGCCACAGAUCAGCCGGACACAGGCACUAAACCAGCUGAGCCAGACCCCGCUGAGAUCUGGAAGAAGGACUUCCAAUGUCAGUGGUACAAGACUGCAGACAGGGACGUGUCAGAUCUGCAGUCUCCCAAAGAUGGAGCGUCUGCUGGGGCUACAUUAAAGGAAACAAAGGGGACUAUAGCAGUGGGGAAUAUAGCUGCUCCUACAGUCGCUUCUACAACAAAAGUAACCUCUGUGACUGAGUUAAGAAGAAGCAUUUCACCUGGAAGUCCGACUUCUUUACUGAAUACAAACACGGACAGUGGGUCGAAUCAGCUGAGUGCCCCUAACCUGAUUCUACUGCUGUUCCUGCUGGCAGGAAGUCUAUGGUAGGACCAUUAACGUGUGAACAAACUUUGGAGAAGUUGGAAUAAUCACAGCAAUAUGAGCCUUCUGGAAGUGCCCUUGAGCAAAACCCUGGAUCUUUGCAGUUGACAGUUAAUUAAAGUGCCAAUUUAUAGAGGUACAAGCUGGUCACUCACUCACUUUAGAAUGACACACCAGUGUGCUUGAAUCAUCUUAUCAAACCAGCCACAUGUACAAGGAAGCAGAACUUAUCAAUGCAUUGAGAGGGUGUUUUUGCACAUUUUUGCACAUGUCAUUGUCGAUGCUUUAUUGGACAUCUGUUUGUAGAUUUUAAGGUCUUGUGCACUUAGAACUGUCUCACAUCAUUUAGCUUGUGUGUAGAGGCAGAGGGAUGGUUCAACAUGAGUACAAACAACACAAAGCACAAGGACUAUUCCAGAACAUCACUGACAGUAAGGACAAACUUAUCAUUUUUCAUCUCAUGCCUUUCUAUUCUAAAACUCUGAAGCUUUACUUUACUUAGCUGAGAGCAAAAAUGAUCAUGCUGUCUUCAAAAUGCCUGAACUGUAAGGUAAAUUAACCGAGCUUUCUAGCACCCUCUGCCUGAGUGGUGGUGAAACUGCACUACUGACAUUGUUCCAUUUUUUAGAUGUCACAGUAGGGAAACUGCAGGUGUAAGUAAUGAAAUUAACGGUGGCUGGAUUGAUGUAGCUGCUUCUUGUAACUGCUAAAGCCUCAGUUUCAUGGAUUUUAUGCUACAGUUAAAAGUAACAACAAUGCUUUUCCAAAUGUGACAAUUCGCUUGUGUUUG
Messenger RNA from Cheilinus undulatus (humphead wrasse), 2568 nucleotides. RefSeq names its product Glyco_hydro_56 domain-containing protein. The transcript is spliced from 7 exons. Gene Ontology annotation, biological process: carbohydrate metabolic process; hyaluronan catabolic process. Lineage: Eukaryota; Metazoa; Chordata; Actinopteri; Labriformes; Labridae. The record is from RefSeq and is a predicted model, not a curated record. The coding region runs from base 117 to 1784 and encodes 555 amino acids. Gene Ontology annotation, molecular function: hyalurononglucosaminidase activity.